Tinamus guttatus (white-throated tinamou) is the source of this 1674-nucleotide messenger RNA. Lineage: Eukaryota; Metazoa; Chordata; Aves; Tinamiformes; Tinamidae. The record is from RefSeq and is a predicted model, not a curated record.
AUGCGUCUCCUCGUCCCGCUCCGCCCCAGCCGGCUCCCGCCGCUGCUUCCGCUCCGGAAAAUCCAGCGGAAGAUCCGGCUCCGCUCCGCUCUCCGGAUCCGCUCGCCGCUCAGCCUGAUCCCGAGGCUCCCACAGCUCCCGGGGGUGCCGAAGGCUUCGCUCCGGAUGAAGACGGAGACGAAUCGGCUCUGCUGGGAGAACCCGACGCCGCCGAACUCCGGAGGCGCCGGCUCCAGAAACUGGGAUCGCCGCCUUCCUCCUCCUCCUCCUCCCCGCACUGACGUCUUCCCUGGCUCCGACAUGGGAUUUUCCCCAUUCCCUGCUUUUCCUCCCUCCUUCCUCUUCCUCCCCGUUACCGCCGCAACUUCCUGGGAGCCGGAGCGGAGAAGCCGCUUCCGCGAUCCCGUCGACUUUUCUUUCUACCUCUCUGGAAUCCCGGGAUCUCUCUCCACGCUGCCGAACGGGAAGACGUCUCGGAGGAGCAGGAAGGCUCUGGAUGUUUGGAAGUGCUUGGAAGCCGGAGGAGUCAAUGGAAACGUUUCCAGGGCUGCGGAGAGUCCGAAUUUGGAAGCGGGAGCAUCCGGAUCAACACCGGGAUCCCGGCACCGGCCAUCCCGCUCCAUUGAUUCCCAGGUCCUUCCCACCCGGAUCCCGGCGCCUCCGGAGCCGCGUUUCCCGCUCCGCGACGUUCCCGCUGUUCAGUGCCUCUCUCCGCACCCAAGCGGCUUCUGCUCCUUCACGGAUCUCAGGGAAAACAGCCGGAAGGGGCACGGGAAGCUCCGGGCCCUUCCCUUUUCCAAUGGAAAAAAAGGCAGGAAGCGGAUUGGGGGGCAGCAGGAGAACCACAUCUUCGCCGCCCGCAAGGCCUUCGACGCCUUCUUCUCCCAUUAUCCCUAUUGCUACGGAUACUGGAAGAAAUACGCCGACAUGGAACGCCGCUUCGACUUCCCGAAGGAGGCCGAGGAGGUGUUCGAGCGCGGGCUCCAAUCCAUCCCGCUCAGCAUGGACCUCUGGAUCCACUACAUCUCCUUCCUCCAGAGCACCCUGGAUAUGAAUCUUCCCGAAUCCGUCCAGAAAAUCCGCGGCGUCUUCGAGUCGGCCGUGGCCGCGGCCGGCAUGGAUUUCCGCUCGGAUAAGCUCUGGGAGCUCUACGUGGAAUGGGAGCGGGAGCAGGGAGAUCUCCGGGCCGUCACCGGGAUCUACGACCGGGUGCUCUCCAUGCCCACCCAGCUCUACAACCACCACUGGGAAAAGUUCAAGGAGCACGUGCUGCAGAACUCGCCCAGGGACAUCCUGUCUCCCGAGGAGCUGCUCUGGGUCCGGUCCAAGUUGGCCACGGAGCCGCUUCCGCAGCCUCCGGAGCCGGGAGGCGGCGGGGCGCGGCUGGAGCGGGCGCAGCUCCGGAAUUGGCGGGAAUACCUGGAUUACGAGAUGGCGGCCGGCUCGCACGAGCGCACCAUCGUCCUCUUCGAGCGCUGCGUCAUCGCCUGCGCCCUCUACGAGGAGUUCUGGGUCAAGGUGCGCCCGAAAUCCCCUGAAAUUGCCCCAAAACAGCCCCAAAUUGCUCCGAAACCGCCCGAAAUUGCCCCCAAACUGCCCAAAAUUGCCCCCAAACUGCCCAAAAUCGCCAAAAAUGCACCAAAACUGCCCAAAACCGCCCCAAAACAGCCCUGA